Herpailurus yagouaroundi (jaguarundi) is the source of this 4175-nucleotide messenger RNA. RefSeq names its product mitogen-activated protein kinase kinase kinase 21 (gene MAP3K21). Gene Ontology annotation, molecular function: JUN kinase kinase kinase activity; ATP binding. The annotation marks the transcript as partial. NCBI's taxonomy places the organism in Eukaryota, Metazoa, Chordata, Mammalia, Carnivora, Felidae. Gene Ontology annotation, biological process: protein phosphorylation. The record is from RefSeq and is a predicted model, not a curated record. The transcript has 10 exons.
CCGCCGCCGCCGCCGCGGCCCGGCUCGCCGGUGCACAUCGACUUCGAGCGGCUGGAGCUCAAGGAGCUCAUCGGCGCCGGCGGCUUCGGGCAGGUGUACCGCGCCACCUGGCAGGGCCAGGAGGUGGCGGUGAAGGCGGCGCGGCGCGACCCGGAGCAGGACGCGGCGGCGGCGGCCGAGAGCGUGCGGCGGGAGGCGAGGCUCUUCGCCAUGCUGCGGCACCCCAACAUCAUCGAGCUGCGCGGCGUGUGCCUGCAGCAGCCGCACCUCUGCCUGGUGCUCGAGUUCGCCCGCGGCGGAGCGCUCAACCGCGCGCUGGCCGCCGCCAACGCCGCCCCGGACCCGCGCGCGCCCGGUGCGCGCCGCGCGCGCCGCAUCCCCCCGCACGUGCUGGUCAACUGGGCUGUGCAGAUCGCGCGGGGCAUGCUCUACCUGCACGAGGAGGCCGUCGUGUCCAUCCUGCACCGGGACCUCAAGUCCAGCAACAUUUUGCUGCUCGAGAAGAUAGAGCAUGACAACAUCUGCAAUAAAACGUUGAAGAUCACAGACUUUGGGUUAGCGAGAGAAUGGCACAGGACUACCAAAAUGAGCGCCGCGGGCACUUACGCUUGGAUGGCCCCGGAAGUCAUCAAGUCCUCCUUGUUUUCUAAGGGAAGUGACAUCUGGAGCUAUGGAGUCCUGCUGUGGGAGCUGCUCACGGGAGAAGUCCCCUACCGUGGCAUCGAUGGGCUUGCCGUGGCUUACGGAGUAGCCGUCAAUAAGCUCACUUUGCCCAUUCCUUCCACCUGCCCUGAGCCGUUUGCCAAGCUCAUGAAAGAGUGCUGGCAACAGGACCCUCACAUUCGUCCAUCAUUUCCCUUAAUCCUUGAACAACUGACUGCUAUUGAAAAGGCAGUUAUGACCGACCUGCCUCAGGAAUCUUUUCAUUCCAUGCAAGAUGACUGGAAGCUAGAAAUUCAGCAAAUGUUUGAUGAACUGAGAACAAAGGAAAAGGAGCUGCGGUCCCGCGAGGAGGAGCUGACCCGGGCCGCCCUCCAGCAGAAGUCCCAGGAGGCGCUGCUCAAGCGGCGGGAGCAGCAGCUGGCCGAGCGGGAGAUCGACGUGCUGGAGCGGGAGCUCAACAUUUUGAUCUUCCAGUUAAACCAGGAGAAGCCCAACGUCAAGAAGAGGAAGGGAAAGUUCAGGCGGAGUCGGUUAAAGCUCAAAGACGGACAUCGCAUCAGCUUACCUUCAGAUUUCCAGCAUAAAAUCACUGUGCAGGCCUCUCCCAAUUUGGACAAACGGAGGAGCUUGAACAGCAAUGGUUCCAGUCCGCCUAGUAGCCCCACGGUGAUUCCUCGGCUUCGAGCGAUACAGCUGACUUCGGAUGAAAGCAACAAAACUUGGGGAAGGAACACUGUCUGUCGACAAGAAGAGUUUGAAGAUGUGAAAAGGAGUUUCAAGAAAAAAGGUUGUACCUGGGGACCAAAUUCAAUUCAAAUGAAAGAAAGAACUGAGUGCAAAGAAAGAAUAAGACCUCUCUCAGACGGCAACAGUCCUUGGUCAACUCUCUUACUAAAGAAUCAGAAAACCAUGCCGUUGGCUUCGUUAUUUGUGGACCAGCCAGGUGUUUCUGAAGAGCCAAAACUUUCCCUGGACGGAUCAGAACACAGAAAACCAAAGCAAAUAAAAUCACCUAGUCAAGCCUAUGUGGAUCUACCUCUUUGGAAAGAUGGCCAGAGAGAGAAUCCAGUGGAACCUGGAAGCUGGGAGGAGGGAUUCUCCACGAACCCUGCUGCUGUCACUCCUCAGGUGACCCCUACGAAUAGCCUGAGCAGAUCCCCCCAGAGAAAGAAGACAGAGUCUGCCCUGUAUGGCUGCACCAUGCUGCUGGCAUCCGUGGCUCUGGGGCUGGAUAUCAGAGAGCUCAAUAAAACACAGGCUGCUGAGGAACCAUUGCCCAAAGAAGAAAGGAAGAAACGCGAGGGAAUCUUCCAGCGGGCUCCCAAGUCCCGAGGCAGUGCAAGUCCUUCUACAAGGCCACCGUCUACAGGCGAGGGGGCCGGCAACCCACCUGUCUUCCCUCCAGCAAGCGCCCUGAGCCUUCUGUCCAUGCCCUCUCUCUCCACGAAGUGCUUGCUCCAGACCGACAGUGAAGAUGCAUCUGAGGGCAGCACCCACAUCACCUGUGACCCUGAGAUGCCCGCUCCAGAUUUCUGCCCUGCCGUCGGGGGAGGGAGUCACAGACCGCCCUCCACGCCAAGACUCAAGACUGAUCAGAGGAUGUGGAAAAACCUGCCUCCUCCUUUCUUAGAGCCGACAUGUGGGAAUGUGCCUUAUUACCCUUCUUUGAAAGAACAAGCAUUGCAUCACAGACGCACCCUGUCUGAUGGAAACGCUUCUCAGACCCCAGCUGGGACAACUCUCCUACCAGCCCCCGGAGCCUCUUACCUGCCACCUGAGCGGGUUCUGGGGAUCCCUCACCUCUCACAUGGGCCUCACGGUAACCUGCCAAAGGAGGCCCUGCCUGAAAAACAAAGAGCGGUCAGCAUCAUGCCUCUGCCUCGCCCUCCCUCCUCCAGGAGCCGAACAGAGUCUCAGCCCACAGGGGCCGACUCUGCCAUGCGUGGUCCGGGACCCACUGCUAACUGUUCCCUCGUUGCCCAGGAGAGAACUAAACCCCAUGUGCCUUCCCUACUGGACGCAGAUGCCGAAGGCCAAAGCAGGGACUGCACGGUGCCUUUGUGCAGGAUGAAGAGCAGAACUAGCCGACCAUCCAUAUAUCAACUGGAGAAAGAAUUUCUGUCUUAAGUGCCUUACUUUGUUUGAGCCUUUUUUUUUUUUUAAGGUGAACAAAUUAAAACAAUGUGUCUACCUUUGAACUGUUUCAUGCUGCUGUGUUUUCAAAAGCUGUGGCCAUGUUACUAAAAGUAGUAAUGGAUGUCAACCUUUGCAGAAAAAUAUAUGUGAUUGCUCUUAGCGGUAUGUAUCAUUUUUUCCCCACUGGAUUCUUACCUAGUAACCUGAAACACACACACACACACACGCACACACACACACACACACACACACACACAAAUAAAACAAGAAAUGUGCAACAAUGUAAAACUAUGCUGGGCAGAGUUACCUUGAGCAUAAUUUUAAUGCUUUCUCUGUCCUCAUGUAUAUCCUUGUCUAUAACACCCAAAUUGUAAUGAAGUGUACCCUUUUUGUCCCUUCUCCUUCAUUUUCUUCCUGUUUGCCUUCUCUUUUUGCUCUUUUUCAUCUCUUUCUUGUUAUUUGUGCAACAAAACAACAGGAAUAAUGUGUAUUAGUAAGUAAAGGUAUCUAUUUAAAGAGAUAUAUUGAAGACUGGAAUAGACAGAGGGUCCCAAUGAAAUCCCCUGAACUCAACGUAGGCUUGUAAUGUAUAGAUCUGCCCAGAUCUCACAUAAAUUAUGCAAUAUUUCUCUCUUUGAAAACUUAACUGAAUGUAACUUGCAAACGUUGUACAGAAUGUAACUUUAAAAAAUUUCUUAUCCAUUAGAACCCCAAGACAGAUUUUUAAAAGGUCAGUCAUUGGCAUUUGGCUAGGACCACAUGAUGUCCACCUGAGCGAGGCCAAGCUGUAGCUCUUAUGGUAGAAAAGUUUCUUCUUCCAUCAGUCACCACGUAGUUGGUGUCCAGAGUGUAAAGCUUUUCCGUUUUGUAGUAGGAUUUUUAAAAAUUAAGUGGUGACUUGUAUAUCACGUGUCAGAAACAGUCCUGUCACUUAAUUUUAUUUUUCUGUUUAAAUAUCUGAUUAUUCUGAUAACCCCCAGUAUAGUCAGAAGAAACAGCAAGCAGCAUUGUUAGAAUUUAAGUAUUGCAUAGUUAUUUCAUGUUUCAGUAGUUGUGGAUAAAUGGUAGAUUGACAUCAAAAGAUAAGCUGAUAAUGGUACAAAUGACAAAUACAGAUUAUUUUCAGAUAGGGGUUUUUUAAUGGAUUUGGGGUAGCAGAUCAGGAUUUUAAAUGAUUUUAAAUGGAGUCACUUUUAUAAAAUACUACAUCUAUGAUACAAAUAGACUGUUGAGUUAUUAAACUACAGAAAAGACUAUCCAGGAGCUUGUAUAUUUGUCUGGGUUUCUUUUAGUACAUUCAUUAUGCUUCCCUUCCAUCACUAGAAUGUGACUAUUUGGGAUGACAAUAAAUACUUAAAAUUUUGCAUACAAUGAAA